Messenger RNA from Hevea brasiliensis (rubber tree), 2393 nucleotides. RefSeq names its product galactan beta-1,4-galactosyltransferase GALS3. The transcript has 2 exons. Lineage: Eukaryota; Viridiplantae; Streptophyta; Magnoliopsida; Malpighiales; Euphorbiaceae. The record is from RefSeq and is a predicted model, not a curated record. Bases 185 to 1747 code for a protein of 520 amino acids.
UUAAAAAAACCAAAAACAACACACACAAAGGAGAGAGAGAGAGCUCCUCUUCUGUUUAUGCAUCUGCAUCUUCUCUUUCCUUGCUUUCCCGAGCUUCCCUCUCUCUAUCUCUCCCCUGGAAUCACCCCUUUUUAGUUUCUUUCUGCAUCUUCCAUUGUUCGUUGUUCUUGUUCUUCUUCCCACGAUGGGUAAAGAAAGGGAAAAAGAAAGAGUAGACAAGAAGAUGUUUGUUGGAGUUGUAAUGAACUGUGCUGCGGAGCUUAAGCUUUUUUUAACAGCUCUUUUAAUUCUCUGCUGUAUAGCUACUCUUCUACAGUUUAUUCCUUCUCGUUUCUCUAUCUCCACCUCUGAUCUUCGCUUCUGUAUCUCCAGAAUCACCACCACUACUACCACCACCACCACAACCACCACCUCCUCCAUUGGUCACCCAGAAACCCAACUAAAUUCAUCUCUUGCUACUACGCCUCAUAACUCAUCAGCCUCCUCUGUUCAACAAGGUGAAGAAGUUCGUGACAAUGGCAUUAUUAAGAGGAUCUUUAAUCCUUAUGGUGCUGCAGCUUACAACUUCAUCACCAUGGGUACUUACAGAGGUGGACUCAAUACUUUUGCCAUUAUAGGCUUGUCUUCAAAACCUCUUCAUCUUUAUGCAAAACCCACCUACCAAUGCGAGUGGGUUCCGCAACCCUCCUCUUCCGACAACUCUUCCGCCGUCCCCAUCACCUCCACUGCUUACAAGAUACUUCCUGAUUGGGGAUAUGGCCGCGUUUACACUGUUGUUGUUGUGAAUUGUACGUUUUCUCAACCCAUAAACACUAAUAAUUCAGGUGGGAAAUUGUUCCUACACGCCUCCACAUCAGGCGGUGGUGACAAAAACUUCAACAUUACCGACAGAUUUGAGGUUCUUCAAGAACAAUCAGGGAAAUUAAACUUGACUGUUUUCACAUCCAAACCCAAAUACGAAUAUUUGUAUUGCGGGUCUUCUCUCUAUGGUGGUUUGAGUCCACAGAGAGUCAGGGAAUGGAUUGCUUACCAUGUGAGGCUAUUUGGCGAGAGAUCCCAUUUUGUGAUACACGAUGCAGGUGGGGUUCAUGAGGAGGUGAUGGAGGUUUUGAGGCCAUGGAUGGAUUUGGGAUAUGUGACAUUGCAGGACGUAAGAGAGCAAGAGAGGUUUGAUGGGUAUUACCAUAACCAGUUCAUGGUGGUUAAUGACUGCUUGCAUAGGUACAAAUUUGUGACCAAGUGGAUGUUCUUCUUUGAUGUUGAUGAGUACAUUUAUGUGCCUCCAAAGAAUACCAUCAAGUCUGUGUUGGAUUCUCUCUCCGAUUAUACCCAAUUCACUAUUGAGCAGAUGCCCAUGAGCAGCAAGCUCUGCCUCUCGGCUGAUUAUGGUAGAUAUUACAGGAAAUGGGGGUUUGAGAAGCUUGUAUAUAGAGAUGUCAAGAGAGGUAUAAGAAGAGACCGCAAAUACGGUAUCCAACCGAGGAAUGUUUUCGCAACUGGAGUGCAUAUGUCACAGAACCUAGCUGGGAAGUCUACACACAAGACGGAGAACAGGAUCAAAUAUUUCCAUUACCAUGGAACUAUAGCACAAAGGCGCGAACCCUGUCGUAACCUACUCAAUGUUACAGAGAUCAACUUUGAAAACAACCCUUAUGUUCUGGAUACAACAAUGCGUGAUAUUGCCUGGACUGUGAAGAAAUUUGAGCAGAGAAAGAUCGGCAAGAGGUUACAAAACACGCGGCAAUGACAGAUAUCAUAUAUAUAUAUAUAUAUAUAUAUAUACGUUCUUUUAUUUCUUUAUAGGAUUUUUUUUUUCGCCUUUUCUUUAAGUAAUUCUUCUUCUUUUGUUAUUUAUAUUGAUCUGAGUAUAGAAUAUUUUUUUUUUUUUUUUUUUUUUUUUUUUUUUUUUUUUUUUUUAUGAUGAUCGAUAAUGCUUCUUUUGUUUAUGAAUGAAUAUAUAGAAACAUAUUAUAUAUAUAUAUUUGCAUUCUUUUUUUGCAGUUUUUCAUUUUUGUUGUUUAUUUGCGAAGGGUAUUAAAAUUUGAGAGAAACACUUAUAUAUACCUAUUCUAUUAUUGGUUAAAGAUGAAUAUGUAAAUUUUGUUUAUUUUAUAUAUGAUUUUUCUAUUGGGUAUGAUGUUUUGGACCUUUUCAGAAAUUUAAUUGAUUGCCUGUCGAUGAGAGGGACUUGCCAAGGUCACCACCAAUGGAAGGCGGACGUGUGGUGUUUGCUUGCUCAUACUGGCUGGCUGGCUGCUGCACCUUUAAUUUUUUACCUAUCCUCAUCAUACCCAGAAUGAGUUGAUGCAUAAAAGGAUUUUUUAGGUGCAUUCAACCUAAAGCAACAUGUAAUAUUAGUUUUUGGGUACUCACAGGCUGUGAUCUUUUCAUCU